Molecule: messenger RNA, 2006 nt
Organism: Tarenaya hassleriana
Lineage: Eukaryota; Viridiplantae; Streptophyta; Magnoliopsida; Brassicales; Cleomaceae
Product: pentatricopeptide repeat-containing protein At1g26900, mitochondrial
Exons: 2
Coding region: 184-1914 (576 amino acids)
Biological process (GO): RNA modification
Molecular function (GO): protein binding; RNA binding
Source: RefSeq, a predicted model, not a curated record
UUUUUUUAAAUCGAAAUAUAUAAAUUCCCAAAUGAUCACCCCUAACUUUUAUAUGUUUAGUAUUAGAAUCGAAUUUUUCUUUGGAACGUGUUUGAACCGUCUUUUUAAUGGGUCGCUCGUCUCGAACGCGAGUCAAGACUGCGGUUCCUCACGUCUGUUGUGGUGGCGUUUGACUUCCGGCCGAUGACGUUAGCCAACACGUCACGCCUCAGCCGCAAUCUCUUGUUCCGACACGGAAGCUUCGAUCCGACCCAUGUUGCCUUGUCUCUUCGAUGCGAAAAACUGAUCGACGACCUCAAAUCAUGCAGGAACGUCGUCGAAGUUUCUCAAAUUCAUGGGUACAUGGUGAAAGCGGGACUUGACCAGGACUCUUUCGCCAUUAGCAAGCUUCUUGCUUUCUCCAUCCAAGACAUUCGCUAUGCUUCAUCGAUUUUCGGACAUGUCUCUGACCCUAACCUCUACAUGUUCAACACCAUGCUCAGAGGCUACUCGAUCAGCGACGAGCCGGAGCAAGCUUUUCGCCUCUUCAACCGUUUGAGAGAAAAAGGCUUCACCUUGGACCAGUUCUCUUUUAUCCCAACUCUGAAAUCGUGUGCUCGCGAAUCGGCCAUUGCAAUGGGACAAGGAAUUCACGGGGUUGUUUUGAGGUCUGGGUUCAUGUCAUUCACUGAUUUGAAGAACGCUCUAUUGCAUUUCUAUGGCAUCUGUGGAAGAUCCAACGAUGCCCGGAAGCUGUUCGACGAAAUGCCGCAUAAGAAUGAUGUUGUUUCAUAUAAUACCUUGAUGAAUGGAUAUCUUCAGGUUUCUAAGCCUGAAUUGGUCCUCGACUUGGUUAGGAAUAUGCGUGAGAGUGAGGUGGCUGUUAAUGUCGGUACAUUGUUGAGUGUUCUUUCCGCUACGGGUGAUGUAGGAGAUUUGUCCGGAGGAGAAUCUGUCUACGGAUUGUGUAUCAAGACAGGUCUUGAUUCCGGCUUGAAUCUGAUCACUGCAUUGAUUGGUAUGUACGCUAAAACUGGGAAUAUCGGAUUGGCACGCAGGAUUUUCGAUUCAGCUGUUGAAAAGGACGUUGUGGCAUGGAACUGUAUGAUUGACAAAUAUGCCAAAAUGGGUCUCCUUGAAGAGUGUUUAUGUCUACUGAGGCAGAUGAAGCAUGAACAAGUGAAACCCAAUUCAUCUACAUGUGCUGGUCUAUUGUCAUGUUGUGCGGUUUAUGAAGCCCCAUAUAUGGCUCGGAUUGUUGGAGAUUUCGUGGAAGAGGAAGGAUUAGCUCUGGAUGCCGUUCUUGGAACCGCGCUCAUUGAUACAUAUGCCAAGAUCGGGUUUCUUGACAGAGCUGUAGACAUUUUUGACAGAAUGGAGAAUAAGGAUGUGAAGACAUGGACUGCUAUGAUCUCAGGUUACGGAGCUCAUGGACUAGCAAGAGAAGCUAUAACUCUAUUUCAUAAGAUGGAGGAGAUAUGUAGAGUGAAACCGAAUAAGAUUACCUUUCUGGUGGUCUUAAAUGCUUGUAGCCAUGGAGGAUUGGUAAAGGAAGGGAUCGAAUGCUUCAAGAGGAUGGUUGAUGAGUACGGGAUCAUACCAAGUGUCGAGCAUUACGGGUGUAUGGUCGAUCUUUUGGGCCGAGGAGGGAUAUUAGGGGAAGCAUACGAUCUUAUAAGGGGUUUGCCCAUCAGAACCGAUUCAAUAGCUUGGCGUUCUUUGUUAGCUGCUUGUAGGGUUUACGGGAAUCUAGUAGUGGGCGAACGUGUGAAAAUGGCAUUGGUGGAAAUGGGUGAGAGACACCCGACUGAUGAUCUACUUCUGUCCGGAGCUCACGCUGUUGCUGGAAAUUUUCAAGAACAGCAAAAACCGUUAAGUUAUGAGGUUUAUACCGAGAAAAAAGAAGCUGGAUACAGCAAUGUAGAAAUGGAAUAAAUCUCUUGGUGAAGAAAGAAAAAUCUAAAGUCGCCCCUCGGUAGAUAUGCAAGAAAGUGAAAAAGGCGAAAAGAAUCCUACGAGAUUAUGAU